This is a messenger RNA of Xyrauchen texanus (razorback sucker), 2080 nucleotides long. RefSeq names its product angiopoietin-like 6 (gene angptl6). Lineage: Eukaryota; Metazoa; Chordata; Actinopteri; Cypriniformes; Catostomidae. The record is from RefSeq and is a predicted model, not a curated record. The transcript is spliced from 7 exons. Bases 244 to 1722 code for a protein of 492 amino acids.
UGAAGAUCAGCCGCAGCAUGGAGCACACGUUCACUACAGUUAUUAUGCUCCAAUAUUGAUGCAAAGGCAAUAUGUUAAAUGGUGAUCACUUUUUGAUAAGGAGUUUUUAUUUAUUUAAGUAAUAUUCUGUUGGAUAUAAAAAAACGCAGAUCAGAAGCUUAGUGCUGAAUAUUUGGAUGAGCUGAACACACCAAAUCCAAAAGUAAAGAUCAUCUGGAGAUUACUGUACCAUCAGGUACUCUAAUGGAGAUUCAAUUGUCUUGUGCCUUGGCCCUCUUGCUGUUUUUUGUGGAGACACACUGUGUAGACAGACACAAGGAAGCCUCUAAUGCAGACACUUCCAAGAGUGAUGCCAGUCAAAAAAGGCCAAAUGGAGAGACAGUGAACAAGCCAAGCCGCUGUUCCUGCACCUUCAUUGUGCCCCAGCAGAAGCUAACAGGGGUCCUCUGCAUGAGCACAGAGUCAGCCCGUGCCAACCAGUCUGAGAUGGCAGCCCUGCGAGAGCUUUUAGACCGGCAACAAGAACAACUGGACAGAAUGCAUGGGCAACUAGAGCAGGAAGGGGCACUGGCUAAUGAUACGAGAGUUCUGCGCAGGGAGAGUGUCAGCAUGAAUGCCCGUAUCACCCAAAUCUAUGCCCAACUGCUGAAUGAGAUCAUCCAGAAGAAGGAUCAGGCUUUGGAGCAACGGCGGCUUGAGAAUUUGGUGCUUAAUGCAACAUCCCAGGUGUUGCACGUGUCUAGUAAUUAUAGGGACCUGGAAAAGAAGUAUGACAUGCUCACUUCACUAGUGAGCAACCAGAGCCAGUUAAUAACACAUCUGGAGAAACAGUGCCAACUCAAGGACUCAACCAACGCACAGCAGGAGGCGACAUCACUUCCAGUUCAACAGUCAAAUGGAUUUCUGAAGGUGAAAUCAGAGCCCAAACACAUCACCAGCAAUGUCCAAAGAGUCCAAAGUGCCCCUUUGACACAGGAACAGAGAUUGCAGGAGUCACUGGAGACCUUAGAUGACUCACCCAGUCACCCUACAGACACACCUUUCACCAGUUACCCUGUAACAAAAUCUCCAGGGCCAUGGCAGGACUGUCAGCAUGUGCUGGAGUCAGGAGAGACAACCAGUAGCAUCUACCUGUUGCGUCCACACAACACUAACCGUCUGCUGCAGGCCUGGUGUGACCAAAGCAGAGCUCAGGGUGGCUGGACCGUCAUCCAGAGGAGACAGGACGGCUCUGUCAACUUCUUUAGGACCUGGGAGCAGUACAAGCAAGGCUUUGGAAAUUUGGAUGGAGAAUACUGGCUGGGUCUGGAGCACCUAUACUGGCUCACCUCUCAGGCCACCUACAAGCUGCGAGUCAUGAUGGAGGACUGGCAAGGACGUCAAGUGUUUGCAGAAUAUGACAGCUUUCAGGUGGAACCAGAGAGUGACUGGUAUCGUCUACGGUUAGGCAGUUACCAAGGCAACGCAGGAGACUCUCUCUCAUGGCACAACAAUAAAGCUUUCACCACUCUGGACCGUGAUAAGGAUGCUUACUCAGGUAACUGUGCUCAUUACCAGAAGGGCGGUUGGUGGUAUCACAUGUGUGCCCACUCUAACUUGAACGGGGUUUGGUACAGAGGUGGCCAUUAUCGAAAUAGAUACCAGGAUGGUAUUUACUGGGCGGAGUUCCACGGAGGCUCAUACUCCCUGAAGAGUGUUGCCAUGAUGAUCAAACCUGUGUAACAUGAAUAGAGACACAUUUGCAGACCACUUUUAAUGAGUUUUAAAUAGAAUUAUGCAACAAUAAACACAAGACAGAAGACAUUUGUGACAAUAAGCAUAAUUGUCUUUGAGGAGCUUCAGGUUCAUUCAUUGACUUUCCUUAAAAUUGUUGAUGCAAAGGCCAUCAUUUUAAUAUUUUAUUUCAGAUAUCUAAUGCGCCAUAUUAUUUCAUAUUACUGUUUGGUAUUGCAUUAAUGUACAUAAUGUUUAUUUUUUAGUCCUUAUCAUUCAGAAUUAUAGGUGACAGGUUACAACCCACAGACAAUACAUCAACAGAUGUAAUAAAAUAAAAAAUAAAAUAAAUGUAAUAAAAAUUUGC